AUCCCAGCCACACCCAGUCUCCUCUCUGUUGAAGAAGAAGAAAACAGGGUGAGAGAAGACUCUCAUGUCAAGUUAGAAGAAGGAGGAGGAGGAAGGAGAUCCGAAUCCCACCCACAACCAGUCUCCUCUCUGUUGAAGAAGAAGACAACAGGGAGAGAGAAGACUCUCAUAUCAAGUCAGAAGGAGGAGGAGGAGGAAGGAGAUCCGAUCAAGGCCGUCGAUGGCAGCGAGGGGAAAUCCGGUGAUGGCGGCGACGGGAAGGUCUUCCAUGGACGCCAGUGAUAGUUCCGGCGACUUAGGAAGAGGGAAGGAGAAAGAUGUGAACGUCGAUGGCGGCGACGGGAAGGUUUGUCGUCUGAAU
This is a messenger RNA of Linum tenue, 361 nucleotides long. NCBI's taxonomy places the organism in Eukaryota, Viridiplantae, Streptophyta, Magnoliopsida, Malpighiales, Linaceae. The record is from the annotation of a GenBank genome assembly.